UGCUUACUCGCAGUGCAUGAGAAGAAGUUUGGCAAGUUCAAUGAUCUCUUGGACACUGCGAAGAUCGGGCUGCUGCAAAAGGUGGCCUUAUCGAAUGGCGAAAAUAGUUUUGACCGGGUUUAUCCCACUUUUAUGGAUGAAGAAGAUGUUUUAUCCAUGCAGUCCAUUCUUAGUCUUACAACCAUCUCCAUCCUGGCUGCACUCAUUUCAAGUAGGGGAAAAAGUUCCAGGAUGGUCUGACUAGAUGGAAAACGCACCAUUCUUUCAUAACCGUGACGAAGUUGCAUGCGCUAGCAGAUCUCGACUUCGUUGUCUCCAAAUACCAAGCUGCAGCGGCAACGGCGAAAACCUCUGCAACGGGUCCCCUUCUUCAUGGACAUAAUACGACCUCUUCGUCUUCUUCAAACAAUAAGAAACUUCGUAUCACUCAAGGACUACGCGGAGUGUCGGACAUACUGCUGAAGAGAUUGUCCGCUUGCCGUGUGUUCGGGGACCAAGAUUUAGCCUUGUCAAUUUCUAGAGUCGCGCUGCAAGAGCUCGCGUCGACCAGUUUCAACUACGACGUUGUCAGGUUAGAACUAGAAUCGCAGAAACUGUCCAGAAAAGCCGGUCGUCCACGCGCGAUCCUAGAGGAUAGCCAACUGUAUUCUUUGCGCUUAUCUCCCGCUAAGAACCGCUUAUUCCAGGAAGCGCUGGCGAAGGAUCCGCCUUUUCGCACGCUGAUAGAGCAGAAGGACUUGGAGGCCUUGAAGCAUCUACAGGCCCUGAGUGAGAAGAGCGAAGACGCGGAUGGCGUAGCAUCGAAAAGUGUGGAUCAGACUCUCGUGUCCCAAAGGCUCAAUGAUCUUUCCCAAGCGGGCGUCUGGAAGGCUCAGUUGCUAGCUGCGCGCUGGUUCUCGGACGAUCCUCAGAAGCGAGUGUGGAAAUUUGAUCGCGUCUGUCAGCAACAGAAAAACGCCCCAAGACCCCAUCUAGAUUUUGCCUUGUUUUUGGAUGAUUUCUUGCAAAAAUCGAAGGAAAAGCAGCAAAGUGAUAGGAAUGAAAGAACCUUUGGGCCAGCUGGUGGUCUCAUCGUAGAAGCAGAAACGGACCACGAGACAAACAAUAAUUAAGGCUAGUUUUUCUUUUUCGCUAGCGGCCCAUGGAUGUGGACUAUUCCGAGUGGGUUCUUCCUUGAUUCAAAGGGGAAGCGAAGGGGGAAAAUCGAAAAGGGGAACCUACCCUCUCCUACAGCCUUUAGGCUAAAGGGGGACCCACGCAUGGGGGACCCACCCUAGCGCUAAUAGAGAGAACAGAAAUUGUACAGCCUGAAUCCCUUGGACGUAAGCGCGCUGGUGAUCCAAACGAUGAGCCAAUAUUUCCGUGUUUUGGUUCUCAGCAGUACUCCAACAUUAAGGCGCUAGAACUAAGUAGAUAAUGAUGUAUCUAGCACUAGAUGAACUAGAUAAUUCAUCUUUCUUGUCUGGAUAAAUGAAUCAAUACUCUCUCUCUCUCUCUCUCUCUUUCGCUCCGAGUACUAGAAAUGCAUGCCCACCUACCACCUCCCAAGUCGAUAGAUUAUUUUCAUACAAGAACUACAGGCUCAUAGGUUUUGCGAUGGAGCAAUGCUUUCACAUGCAUACAUACUGAACCCUAAAACACCCCUUCUUCUAAUUCCAACAGCCGGAAAUAGUGCAGCAGGUUCUUCUUUCUCGGCGAUUUCAAGUAGUGUCAAAGGUACUACGACCGCCAACUCCUCGAAAGGUACUGCUUCAAAAGUAGUGGCGAGACAGGAGGAGCUUUGCCUAAACCGUCUGCUGAAGCUAAUGAUCGAUGCAUAUAGCGAAGAAAACACUUAAGGCUGGCGCUCAAGAACAUCACAACACUAUUAGUUCUUGACUUCUAUAUUAUUACAACUUGUACUAUUUCAUUUCUAGAAAUGAAAGUGUCAAGUCACUGUUUUCAAUUUUCUCCUCAGAAGAAACUGAUUGAUUCCUACAACGAUAUUAUGGAUGCAUAGAUAAGUUCACUUUAAGAGGAGGUGACUCAAGAUUUCGAAAAGCUUGGACAGGGAACGAGAGUACUCCUGAAACAGGCAAUUUUGAAGAACGACGCUACUGGAGGUGAAGGCCAUAUAAAUUAAGGGUUAAAUAACAGUUACAUCCUCCACAAGAACCACGUUCCCGCACAACUCUCUUUCUAGUAGGAAAGAGGUCGUGGAUCUUGAUCUUCUGAGGAAUGGAGUAAUGUGGCAACCUUUAGAUUGAAGAGGUACUCGGAAUGGCAAAGCAGACAGUAUUGGAUGACACGAAAACCCGUGGUCAGCCGCGAAUACCGAGGUCGGCGAAGGAGCAAGAGUGGGACAAGCAUGUUGGGGUGCUCAUGGAAAUGUGGCAGAAUAGCAACUCCAUCCGCAGAUGGGCUGCUCAGCACCAGUUUGAGAAAGAUUUUAUGCCGAAGCUAGUUCUUGUACUAGCAGUUACUGAUAAACUGGAAAACCUAAUGACCUGUUUUGGUAGUUGUGCAUUAGUUACCCUCAUCAAGUUCAAGAGGGAUGAUAUCAGAAUGUAUAAGGACCAUCUUCUUCAGAUUCAAUAGUUGUACUUAGGCAAGCGGCGUAAGACAUUAAGGGACCUAGAUGCACGACCCAAUCGACAAUCCGUUCUUCGAAGUGGAUAACCAUAACCCUAUAGUUGUUAUAAAGAUAUUAUCUGUGGUGCAGGCGAGCAGUAAGAAUAAGAUCGAGUGAUUGCCUGACACAAUUCUUACUUUAUUUCUCUAAUUUGACCAGAAAUCGCGUGCAGUCGAAAAGACACCCAGGUGGAAAAAUGACACCACAACAGCAACAACAAGAGCAGGAGUUGGAGCAAAAACUUCUGCCCUUGCGAGUACGGGCCAUUCAGCUCUUCUCGACGGAAUGGUCCAAAGUACCGACUCAUUUGUGGUAUUUGCUGCAUGACCAAUUGAUCGCAUUCCAUUAUGGCUCAGAAGAAAUGAAGCAUCGUCUUUGAAGAAGAUUACUGCACCAUGAUUCCUUUGAAGCUGCACCAUGAUCCCUUUGAAGCAGUUGUAUCUAUUUAUUAGGUUCAUCCUGUUGAUGUAGUUUUGCAGCUCUUACUACUUUUGCAUAGAUGUUCUAGAACGCAAAAGGACAUUUAUGUAUGGACGAGGAGAGCGCUAAUUCCCUGGGCUCGGAGGCCACCUAGCUCGGCUGUUUGAGACUAUUUUAUUAGAAUUGAUGGUGAAGCAUCCACAACAAAUGCUGUGGCCCAUCAAUUGCUGGCGACAACAUGCCUCCGCGGGCAAAAGCGCAGCAGGGAGGAUCGUCGAAUGUUGGACUGAGCAUUGGGAUAUUCUUAAGGCUCAAUGUCAAGAAAUAUUUUGUUCGUUUCAGAAGAUAUUGAGUCCUUUCAUCUUGCACGGUCAACCUCAUUCUUGACAGGUAGAUAGCUUAAAUUUGAUUUUCUUGGAAUAUAGACGAAGACACUUCUCACGACCGCUUCAGGAACCGGUGGUACGUAUAAGAGGCACUAUCUGCGACUGAGGUCAUGGGGAUAUCUGAGAUGUAUUGUUCCCAUACCACGACGAGUAGAGCUCCUCUAAUGGUUAUGGGAACGCAAGGAAUGGCAACAUCAACAACGCAGUGCCUUCUGGAACGAAUUCUGCGCGCGCAACAGGAGCAAAUCAAAACCAGUCUUCACAUACUAGACAGGGAGGAGGUGGGGAACAUCUUCUUCAUUAUGAAUAUGAUCAGCAGACGAAAGUACUAGUAAGUAUUUCUGAAUUUUUCAGAGUACUUUAAUUUGUCAUCCGUAGAGAAGUAGUACUUCUUCUUAUCAGAAUACAUCCACAUCGAGAUCGAGUCUCCACCUUGUUCAUCGUUCUCGCUUAAAUUUUCAUCAGUUAAUAUACUUGCUUCUUUCCGUUUACCGAAUAGUUGAUGUAUUAGUCUAAAUAACCAAAUUAUAAGUAGUUAUGAUAAGGCCUGCUCGAAGGUGUUAGUAUAACACAUAAAAGAGGAUCCAUGACAUGACAUGACAAGUAGUUCAGCACGUUCUUAAUAUGAGUGAACAAUACCCCAGAAGUACGCUCACGUUGUAAAUGAAUACCCAAGUAGUAAGUAGGCGUUGCUUUAGCAAGUCACUUUGCUUUAGCUAUCAAGUAACUUAGCUUCUAAGAAGAGCAACCCGACAAAGACGGCCACGAGGCUAGAGCGACUCUGAUUCAGGCACACGAUUAAGGCUAUUUUCUUCAUUUAUUUUCAGACCAACAUGAACUAUCAGAGUACAAAUUUCAACUUUAAUAAGACUUCUUAAAAGAACUAAUUACCCCUUAUGAUCAGAUCUAAUAGUACAACCGUUGAUGUGCGGCAUCUUUCCUGAAAAGUAUGACUUUGAAGCUGUGGAAUUUAAGUCAUUUCCAUGGUCCGGCCAUACUUAAUGAGAAAGCGCCUCGUGUCAUUUGAGACACAAUGAUGAUGUUUUAUAGACUAGUAGAGACAGCACCUCUAACGCUGCUUUUACCUUACGGGUUUGCAGCAACUGAUAGGGUUCAAAGACUGCAAUACCACGAUGCUUGCUUUGAGCGAGUCGCAUCUCAUCUUAAGGCUAAUAUCGAUCUGGUUCCUGAGCACGUAUAAAAAAUAUUAUCACGUAUUUAGAUUUAUGGAUUGCUUUCCUCUCAGGACAUGAAGAUUUCAAGUUCGGGAUGGACCCCCUUGAUUAUUCCUCCUCAACAAAGGGGAAAAAUGAUCAAGGGGAAGCAAGGGGAGGGGCCCUUGAAUCUUCAUGACUAAACAAAGGGGAAAAAUGAUCAAGGGGAAACAGGGAAAGCAACUGCUCAAACUGCUUGCAACACUGACUCAGGCGCGACAGACGAGAGCGAAUUAUAGGUCUAGCGCUAAUUAUCGCCGUUUCCUCGUUAGCCACGACGCCUGCGGCAUAUGUAGGCAAGCCAAUUUUGAUACCGUUGGCGAAGUUUAUGCAGGUUAGGCCGUCGUCUGGAAGUAGUGGAGAAAAAAGCGUGGAUCACGGUUAUGUUGAAGUCACAGAAGUAGCAAACGUGAAGAUAUCUUCUAAGAAAGUACUUAAUUGUACCUUAGGUAGUUCCAGUGUAAAUUUGUUUAGAUUUCCAUAAGUAAUAUCAAACUCAAUCCAGAAGGAAAGACCACAAGCAUUCACAUACACAGACAUCUUUCGAGUGCUAAUACCUCUCGAGUGCUUUGGCAGCUGCACAGGCCGAGGCCGUCUUUCUGCAUGGAAUACAGGACAAAGUAUCGGUCAUGACCACAAUUAAGGCAGCUCCGAUAUAUUGACUAAAAAAUGCAGCUUUGAUUUGACUAAAUGCACUGGUUCUACUUUGCUCAAAGUCACAGAACUCCCUAAGCAAUUAUUAUGAAAUCAUACGAAGAUUAUCCCAUUUCUAUUAAAUAGAAGGUCCUCAGAAUUAGUGGAUCUUUCUAAAGAUAAGGUUCGGCCAAAAAAAAUUACGUUUAUCGGCUCCGAUGGCAAAGGCUACAGCUUUCUCGCAAAAGAAGUUACGGCUGGUGCUAGAGUAUCUCUGAAGUCAAUUCUUGCAUUAGUCUGAAUCUGAUUGUUGAAGUAACCAAAGAUACCUCAAGAAGUGCAAACUCACUGUCACUAUUUCGCUCUGUAGUCCUCAUUUUGAAGAUGAUGACUGACUCGUCCCAUUUUUUGCAACUUUAAGCAAGAAUCGAGAGGCGACUUGAAGAAAGACAAACGCGCUCUGGAUUUAGGCAUGCUGGUGAACAAGUUGCUGCGUCGAUGUGCAGAGAGUUAAGACUCAAAAAUGCAAUUCCAUUCUAGAAGUACAAGUCAUUUCUUACUGUUUUCUUCUCAGCAAACUAUUGGAAGAUCAAAUCGAAUUCAAAAUGAAGCAGGCAAGAAAUAUACUCAAUGAAAUCAGUAGAAGUAGUUAAUGUCGAAAAUGACUCGUUGUUUUCGAAAGUUCGCUACCGAUUGAUAAGUGCCUAAAAAAAUUAGUAUGCUGGUCCUCUUGUUAAACGCUGUCUAGUCCGUUCAUCACCAUUAUUUUCAAAAGUUCACACUAUUUUCCGGUUCUACCAUUUUUAUUAUCAUCUGCUCUAAGAACCUGCUCGAAGAAAACUCGAGCUGAGAACGUACAAGGUGACGCCCAUCACGGAAAAAGCUGGCUUGUUGGAGUGGGUGAGCAACACUAACACCAUGAAAAACUGUAUCGAAGCGGAACAAAAAUUGGAGCGACUGCACAAAAGGUAUAUCCUUCAUCUAAGUCGCUACAUUAAUUAUAGACGUAGUACAUUAGACUACUUAAUUAUAGACGUAGUACAAGUACAAGUACAACACGUACAACACCAAUAGUAGAAAUAGAUAUAGAAUUUUUGCAUUAGAGCAGGUAAUUAUAAAAGGUAUGUUUCUCUUGAUGACGAGAAGGGUCUUUUUCUUGAUAAAUUCAAAUUCAAUAAUUGUUGGGUGUAAUUACUACUAUUUGCUGCUGGUCUGACCAUUUUAUGGCAUCUUUCUUCGUCAGGAAGAGCAAGUCAGCAGUCACUUGUAUUUCGUCCUACGCCUAACUAAUUCCUUCCCGAGAAGAGCGCUGGGGCCACGCUGCGUCGGGUUGCGCCUUAGGUUUUCUGCAGGAGUCGAGUGUGCGGCUUCUCCGAUAGAUGUAGAUUUGUGGCCGAGUGUGCGGUCUUAUGCGCCCCCAGUAUGUAAUUUGGAUCUUAUAUAGGUUAACUAAUUGAUUGAAAGGGAGGCAGCAUAUAGUCCUAACGCAAAAAAAAAAGCUGGACUGAGCACCAGGGCGACACACAGGGAGGCCAAAACUGAACGAACUGAAAGAGGCCAUAGUCUUACUAGCAGAGCGUUAUCAUGCCUUCAAGUUUAACUCGUGACAUUGUCCACAUUUUCUUCCAGGUAUCCAAAAGCAAGAUCCAGCCAGCCUGCACAAAUUAUGGCAGAAGUAGAGCUAGUAUCUAUACAUAGAUACUACUAAAAAGAUGUGGAUUAAUAAGAGGACCACAUCAGCAGGGCUGCGCCUAAAGCUAAACGCCCAAGUCUCCACGUCGCAAUCGACUGCUCGUUACGCUUGUUCAGGUAAGCUGGAUCAUGAGAUUAUUCCUAGUCCUCGUGGUAAGCUAGAUUGUAACUAAUAGUGGUGGUUAUAAUGCUGGUAGUCCUCGUCCUUAGCAAUUGUAAUACCCAAUGGUUAUAUAUAAUGAUAGUACCCGCGGCCCUAAUCGCAGUUCCACAACUCCUACUUCUAAUACCCAUUGGGCAACGAAUUACUUCGACUACGUUUACAAACUCUUACCAAGCUAUCCACCGGUUUUCCAUCUCUGGUAUCAGCGGACGUCCAAGGUAUUACUUAUGUUGUUCUGUACGUCUACGUAUUCGAAAACUCAAAGUGAGCGAGUUACUGUUAUCACAUUUUCACUAUCAAGUCUCUGAACGAUGGUAACAGGAGAGACAACAGUAUGUUGUUGCAUUUCAUGAGUUUCUUACCUCCGCGGUUCUGCGUUCAUCUUUAAAAUUAAAUACACGACUUCACACCAAGAAUGAAAUACACUUCACACCACAGGAUCCUUCCGAGUGGCUAGUAAGACGAAACGAGUUUACCAAGUCUCUGGCCUGUUGGUCGAUGUUGGGUUACGUGAUGGGGCUAGGCGAUAGACACUGCGAAAACAUCCUUAUCGAUCAGGUUGCUGGAGCAGUAGUCCAUGUCGAUUUCGAUUGUCUGUUUGUUACGGCUCUUUUUAGCUUGCUAAAUCAACUACCUGAAGAACAACUUUUAGUGUGAGGGUUUUUUAUUUGAGGACUUAUACAGAAGUUUGAGGGCUGCAAUCCGUGAUAUGACAUCAGAUAGAGAUCCCUACUAUUAGUAGCACUGCUCGCCAAACUACAUUUGUAGCAAGAACUUUCCACACUCUAAUUUCCGAAAAGGACUCUACUUAACGAAACCGGAAGUGGUCCCAUUCCGCUUAACACAGAAUUGUAUCGCCCCCAUGGGAAUCACCGGGAUUGAAGGCCUUUAUCGACACUCAGCGGAAAUCUUCAUGAGCGUAUAGAUAUCUCUCUCAAAAGGUUAAAGCUAUUGAGACACUGUCACUCACUCAAUCAUGGAUCCUGGCGUGUCCCUCUCGAAAGAUAGUGAGCAUCUUCUUCUUCUUCCUCUUUGGUUGACAAAAACAAUCUUUGCGCUGGUUAUUCUUCUCCUUCCACCUUCCUAUAAUUCGGCUAUCUACUUCUAAAAUGAAUCAUGAACCUAAAGAAGCUAAUCUUCUCCAGAUUUCUGUUCCUCUUCCUCCAAAAAGGUAAUGCGCAGCAACCGCACGACGAUAGGGAGUGUGCUCGAAAGCUUCUUGGCGGACCCGUUUUUGGACUGGAAGCAACAAAACAGAGUGCCGAUUAACAUACCGAAGACAGUGAAAGAGCUGCA
Molecule: messenger RNA, 8415 nt
Organism: Amoebophrya sp. A25
Lineage: Eukaryota; Dinophyceae; Syndiniales; Amoebophryaceae
Source: the annotation of a GenBank genome assembly